Sphaerodactylus townsendi is the source of this 1313-nucleotide messenger RNA. Its product is annotated as phospholipase A2 inhibitor and Ly6/PLAUR domain-containing protein-like. The transcript has 5 exons. The coding region runs from base 409 to 1077 and encodes 222 amino acids. The record is from RefSeq and is a predicted model, not a curated record. Gene Ontology annotation, biological process: defense response to Gram-negative bacterium. NCBI's taxonomy places the organism in Eukaryota, Metazoa, Chordata, Lepidosauria, Squamata, Sphaerodactylidae.
AAGAAAGAAAGAAAGAAAGAAAGAAAGAAAGAAAGAAAGAAAGAAAGAAAGAAAGAAAGAAAGAAAGAAAGAAAGAAAGAAAGAUCAUCUGACUGAAAGAUAGAUUAUCAGACUGAAUAAUCAUAGGGACCCUCUUGUUGGGAAGAAGCUAUUAUGUGAGGUACAAAUUGAUCUUUUUAAAUGGACAAAGACUGGUUCUCCUGCAUCUCAAUUACAGUAUGACUGUAUUUCUCAGAAAAUGCACAGCCUCCAUUGCCAGCACCUCACCAAUCCCGACAUUCCCAGCUGUUGCCUUGGGGCUCCAGCCCUUGGCUCAUAAGGGCCUUUGGUCCUCUGUAUCAGCAUCAGCUGCCUUGGUGGAUUCUUCUCCAAUCCAAGUCCUCUCUGGCUCUUCAUUUGUCUAGUACUAUGAAGACACUCCUGAGCACAUGCCUCCUAUUGGCCUUCUUUUCUCCAGUGGCAUCACUGAUAUGUAUGAAAUGUCUGGGCUUUGCAAAAGGGACAUGUUAUCCGCUUGGAACUGAAACAUGUCAAGCUGAUGAAAUAUUCUGCCUUUCUUUCAAAAUGAGAAAUCCAACGGCUCUUCUCUUCGAAUUCUCCCUUAAGUCUUGUGCCCCAAAAGGGAUUUGUAAAGAAGGCAACUUCUCCUCCACUACAGCACAGGACAAACAUUUUCAAUCAGUAAUGAAAUGCUGCAAGACACACCUUUGCAACAAAGACCCUAUUGAGUUGCCGCCACCAAAUAUGACUUCCAAUGGGCUCCGGUGCCCAGCCUGCCUUUCCAUGGGUACAAGUCAUUGCCAGGCGAAGACAAUGGCCAAAUGCGUUGGUAAGGAGACUCGAUGCUUCAAUGGAUCUGGUUUUGCCAAAAUCAGUCUUGCAGGUUUUCCAUUAUUCACUUUUCAACAAAAGAUCGCUUUCCAGGGCUGCGUUACACCAACAUCAUGCAAGUUUGAAGCGCCGGUAACAUUAUCCACCAGCAUAACAACAAUUAGCAUCGACAAAUUUAAAUGUAGCAACGCCACCAAGGCCAGAUUCCACCUCGCAGAUUCCACCAUUUCUGGGAGCAGAGAAUGAAGUGGGAGACCUCCUGACUUUUCUUCUCAGCAAGGGAGUGAAAAGAGAGCAGAGGAAACUGGGGCAGAAAUUUGGGAUUGGAGUAAGUUUUCACUGAAUUGUAACCAAAAUAAAUUGAUAUUUGCAAACCAUAUCCAUGUUCUUUGUGAGGAUUUACGAAAUGGCCAGUCUGUUGAAGGAGACGAUGGUGUUUCUUGAGGGAAGGAAUCACAGUCAUGCAAAUUUCGAGUAGCAUG